GAUCCGCUCAGGAAGGCGCACGGCGCGUCGAGCCGGGCGCUUCUCGGCAGGGACGCGCUCCAGGACGGCUCCAUCGACGCGCCCCCCCACGGCGACCGCGGCGCGGCGUCCACCGCGCUGCGGCUGCGGGCGCUGCGCGCGACGCUCAAGGACACGCGCGCCGCCCUGGACUCCAUCGUGUCCGUGCAGUCGCCAGGCACGCAGGGGCGCUCAGGCCGCGUGCAGCGCUCCGCGAG
Molecule: messenger RNA, 236 nt
Organism: Prorocentrum cordatum
Lineage: Eukaryota; Dinophyceae; Prorocentrales; Prorocentraceae
Source: the annotation of a GenBank genome assembly